This is a messenger RNA of Trichogramma pretiosum, 3383 nucleotides long. Its product is annotated as homeobox protein caupolican-like. Gene Ontology annotation, cellular component: nucleus. Gene Ontology annotation, molecular function: DNA-binding transcription factor activity, RNA polymerase II-specific; RNA polymerase II cis-regulatory region sequence-specific DNA binding. NCBI's taxonomy places the organism in Eukaryota, Metazoa, Arthropoda, Insecta, Hymenoptera, Trichogrammatidae. The transcript has 7 exons. Bases 639 to 2921 code for a protein of 760 amino acids. The record is from RefSeq and is a predicted model, not a curated record. Gene Ontology annotation, biological process: neuron differentiation; cell development; regulation of transcription by RNA polymerase II.
GAGUCAGUCGCAGACUGGAGCGCAGCCCUGUACCGCGUGCGGCCGCUGCUCCGGUUCCCACCGACGUUUCGCAUUCCGCUUCGUCCGAUAUUUUGUUUAUAAUACGUCGAUCUCGCGUCGUUGCGUUGAUUUUUCUUUUAUUUUCUGGGCUCGUGUUGGACGACGAUCCACCAGAAUAGUCGAGUGUAUCGAAAGGAUAAGCCGUAGAGACUGUAAUAUCAUGAGGCAUCGCAAAAAAACGAACAGCUAGAGGAGCUUUUGUUUCGAAAGAGAGAGCCUCCCCGUGUGUUGUUGUUGUUGUUUUGUUUUUUAUUUUCUGUUGUUGUUUUGUUGCAUGCAGAUAUGAGUGACUCGACGGUGUACCACAGAGUAGUGUUUUUGUUAACGUAGCACGACGAAUGAUAUUGCAACGAGAGAUAGUGCGGACACUAGUGUGGCGUGUGAAUUAGUAGUAGUUCCGAAACACUGCGUUUAUAUGCGCAAAAGUACAAGAAGUCUAUACACGGCUCUCGCGAGUGCUGCAAAAAUAAGGAGAGAAGAGAACAGAAAGAAGAAGAAAAAAAAGGCCGCGGCAGCAGCAGCGGACGGCACACGCAUAAGCUUCGUAAAAACGAGAAGAGGAGGCUUAAAAGAGGGAUAUGUCAGCAUACGCGCAGUUCGGCUACUAUCCGACGGCUUCGCAGCUACUGGUGAGCGCCGGCCAGCCAACGACGGCCACGUCCCCGGCCAUGUCGUCGGCGGGUGCUCUCAGUCCCGGGGCGCUGUCGCCGGGCUCCUCGACGGCCACGACAGCCACGACGACCGGCGGCGGGAGCACCACGGCCGGAACCGGUGCCGCAGGCGGCACGAGCACACCGACGGCGGCGGCCGGGGCGACCGCCCCAGCGACCACGACGUCGACCGUUGGUGGUGGUGGCGGCGGCGGCUGCUGCGAGAAUGGCCGGCCCAUGAUGACGGACCCGGUGACCGGACAGACGGUCUGUUCGUGCCAGUACGACAGCGCGGCGAGGCUGGCCCUCGGCGCUUAUCCCAGACUGGGGCCCACUGCCAGUAGUUAUAGCACGUAUCCGACCCCGACUCCGACGAGCGCCGAGCAGGGUCCAUAUCCCAGCAUCGGCAUGGACAGUUCGGCUUUUUAUUCGCCACUGGGAAAUCCAUACGGACUGAAGGACGCGACGAGUAUGGGCAUGACUGCGGAUAUGGGCGCAGCGGCAGCCUGGGGUACAGCGGCUCUACAGCCAGCGGCCACUGGUUACUACCCCUAUGAUCCGACCCUCGCCGCCUAUGGGUACGGUGCUGGCUACGAUCUGGCGGCGCGGCGCAAGAACGCCACGAGAGAGUCCACGGCCACGCUCAAGGCCUGGCUGAACGAGCACAAGAAGAAUCCCUACCCGACCAAAGGCGAGAAGAUCAUGUUGGCCAUCAUCACGAAGAUGACGCUCACACAGGUCUCGACGUGGUUCGCCAAUGCCCGGAGACGGCUCAAAAAGGAGAACAAAAUGACGUGGGAGCCGAAGAACAAGACGGACGACGACGACGACGCGGCCCUCAGCGACUCCGAGGACAACAAGGACAAGGACGACAUGCAGGGCGUCGUCGACCAACAGAGGCAUCACGGCCAUCACCAGCAGCACCAGGACAACAGAAUCGGCGCCGACGAUCAUCAUCAUCAUCAUCACAGGCGAGGAUUAGACGACAAUGAACCCAUGCGUCACGUGAAAGCUGAACACAUGCAGCACGACAAAGAUCUCGACGACGACGACGAUCUGGACCUCGAGGACGAUCCACGUCGGGUUAACGAGCAGCAGCACUCCUACCACCACUCGAUCCACCACCCGCUGCACCAUCAUCAUCCCUACGGCCCGACAGACGAUCAUCAUCAUCUCAAGGACGACGUGAUCAAGUCCGACUGCGGCGCCGGUGUGCCGAUCCCGGCGACGAAGCCAAAAAUCUGGUCACUGGCCGACACAGCCGCCUGCAAAACGCCGCCACCGCCGCAUCACCAGUACCACAUACACCACCAUCCGCAGCAACAACAGCAGCAACAGCAACAGCAACUGACCCCGCAGCAACAACACUACAAUCAACAGCAACAGUCGCAACAUUUGCAACAGCAGCAGCAGCAGCAGCAGCAGCAGCAGCAGCAGCAUCAGCAACAGUCUCAUCAGCAUCCCCACCAUCACCUGUCGAGUCAAUCAAGCCACCAUCACUCGCAGCAACCUUGGCUGGGUAGCGGUGGCGGCGGUUCCGGCGUGGGGGACGCCAGCGGUCUGGGUAACUUCGCGCUGCCCAGCUCGGCCUCGAUGAGCCCGUCCAGCGCCGCGACCGCGCCCUACUCGAGCACGUCCGCGCGCUACGGCGGCUUCCUGUCCUCGUCCUCGGGCGGCCAGCUGCACUACAACCCAAACUCGACGUCGGGCUCGAGCGGCGCCUCAUCCUCGGCAGCGGCGGCGGGGUUUCCCGAGGUUGGUACGGAUACCCCGCCGCAGACGCCGCCCAAUAUGAAGGUGGCUACGCCGAACGGCGUGAUCCAGGGCCCUCCGACCGGGUACUGCCCUGGUGGCAGCAGCAGUAGUAACGGCAGCAGCAACAGCGCCAGUAAUCCCGCCGUCAAUCCCGGUCAUUACGGCUCGGCCUCCGCCAGUCACGCCGCGGCCGCCGCCGUCGCCGCGAGCUACAUGCAGCAGGCGCAGGGCAACGGCGCGCUCGGGCCCGGUCCCAACGGCAACGCCGCGAGCUACAACUCGAGGCUGCAGAACUCGCCGCACAAGGACUUCGGGGCGGUCACACCGACGCAGAACUCGAUGCUGCAUCAGCACCAGACCACUGCCAGUCUCCCGCCGACGGAAGCCACCACCGCUUUCAAACCGUUUUACAAAGGGUCACAAGCGGUUGGCGGUGGUUUCGUAUCACCUGUCUAAAACGACGCUGGGAUCAGCGCAGAGAGAUUCACGGCCGUCUACAAGGUUAACCCGCUAUUAUAACUUAUGAAGUGCAAAACGAAAAGAGCGAGCGAACGAGGAGAAAAAAAAGUGAAAUAUAUUGUGAUCAUCGGCAUGAAAACAACGUUGAUACCUGCCAACUGUCGCGCGCGCGACGCAAUUGACGAUGCAGACAGUGUAUUACGAUAAUAAUACGAAAAUCCUACCUCUCGCAUGAAAAAACGUCUCUUUUCUCGUAUGUAGCGCGAGAGUCGCGCAACGUGCGUCGCGAUUACGAGACACGAGCUAUAAUAUAUAUUAUAUAUAUAUAUAUACAGACUGAAGAUUACACUAUACAAUAUUACAAUUUAAAUGCGUGGUAAAUGCGGACGAAUAAAUGAGUGAGAGAUAAAUAAAUUAAGUCAACGCGACUCGUUAGAUGAAAGAAGAAAAAAUUUUUGA